This is a messenger RNA of Cetraspora pellucida, 651 nucleotides long. The record is from the annotation of a GenBank genome assembly. NCBI's taxonomy places the organism in Eukaryota, Fungi, Glomeromycota, Glomeromycetes, Diversisporales, Gigasporaceae.
AUGUCAAACUCUUCCCACGAGGUAGUAAUUGGUUACAAAUGCUUCCUUUGUCGUAACCAAGGAAAGAAGUGUCUUCAUGACGAAGGAGCUCUAGGAAUAUAUAAAUGUAAAAAAUGCGAGAGGAAAAGAAUAGAUUGUUUGGUUCAAUGCAAUGAGUGUUAUAAAAAAAAUGUUCCGUUUUCUGAAGAAUGUAGGAACUGUAAAGUGGUUAUUGAAGUCCAACCUACUAGAGGUAAUUUUAUUGAAGAGGAUGGCCAGAUAUACCUUCAGACAAGUGAUGGAAAGAUCAAAGUAAAAGUAGGACAAGAAGAACUCGAAGCUCUUCUAAAAUUAUUGCAGAAUAAAAAUAAUCUUCCGAAUAUUUGCGAAGAUCCCGUUUCCAAUUCUUUUGUGUUAAAUGCCAUCAAUCCCGUUCCCAUCAACCUUGUUUUAGAACAAGAUUAUCUUAACUCUGUAAACUCCGAUGGAAGUUCCGUUGCUCCUUCUGACCCAUUUCAAUAUCUAUCCUCUUUCCAGUUCUAUGAAUCUCCUGGAGUCCAUGACCACUUUUUAUAUAAUAAUUCCAUCCUUUAUCCGCCUUUUCCCCAUUCUUUCUAUGAACCUCCUUAUAAGAACCCUAUUACCAGUUCCAUUUUCUUUGGCUAUCCGUAA